Messenger RNA from Uranotaenia lowii, 2163 nucleotides. RefSeq names its product dolichol kinase (gene Dolk). Lineage: Eukaryota; Metazoa; Arthropoda; Insecta; Diptera; Culicidae. Gene Ontology annotation, biological process: dolichyl monophosphate biosynthetic process. The coding region runs from base 182 to 1627 and encodes 481 amino acids. Gene Ontology annotation, molecular function: dolichol kinase activity. The transcript has 4 exons. Gene Ontology annotation, cellular component: endoplasmic reticulum membrane. The record is from RefSeq and is a predicted model, not a curated record.
GUAUGUCCUUUUAUUUACAUUUUUAUAAAUUUCACAUUAAAUGUACGUAUACGUUAAUUUUACGAAUUUCGUUCAGUGUUAUGCCAGUUACUUUGAAGAUCACUAAAUCAUUUAAAUAUACUAGAUUAUUUAAACAUUAUGUGAAAUAUUUAUCUACCUUCAACUUGGUCUGCUGUUAAAAAUGGACAGAACUGAACUCAAAUCAAAACAGAAAUGCAUUUCAGAGAACUGCAAAAACAUUGGAAUUCUUACCCGGACGCCAGCCAGCAAUGGAUUAUGGUUGACUCCCAUGCUGACUAUUUCGCUGGCUGUCAACGUUUGGUUCCGCAGAAAUCAGCAAACGGUGCAUCUUGACUAUAAGCGGACAACAAUUCUUUGUUUUGGACUAUUGGUUCAUUCGGCAGUUGUGUUCCUAUCACUGGCGCGAAGAACUCCACCGGGCUUCUUGAAUAAGAUUUCAACCAUUGUUUUGAGCAUAUUUUCUACUGGUUUCCUAUUUUGGGUCUGCUUGAAUGAGAAUAUUAUAUUUUCUUUUAUAAGUGCAUCUUUAGGCAUUAUCCUGUACAAUGGACUGCUGUUUCGGGUCUUAAAGCACUUGCCUAGAUCAUUUACAUUGGGAGAAGCAACUGUGGUAUGCCAAGGGACGGUGUUGUUCCUGUACAAUGCUUUCCUUCAACUACCGAGGAUUGUGAUACAUGACCAAAACCGAAUUAAAUUUGAUAGGAUUUUUAAUGUACUAGAGGUAAUCCUUCUGGGUGUACUACUCAUUGUAGUGUUACCUCACUUUUUCUACUUCUUCCGCAGAAGUUAUGUAUUUUGGUUUGUCGCCUUAACGAUAUCCAUUUGCUGCGCCUUGUUUCCUAUAUAUGGAGAGUCGAUUAUAAUUAUAUUGAUAAAAUUCAUGCUAUCAGAUACCCAGCGCUUAAUGAUUAUAGCUGUCUAUUGUGCGAUGUUAUGUUUAACCAGCGUUUUUGUGUGUUGGCAAAUAAAUAGAAAUAGCCAAACCAACACCGUGACAAGAAAAAUGUUCCAUAUCCUCAUGUUAAUGGUAUAUUUGCCUGGAUUGUGGUAUCAGUGUAAAUUGUUAUUCGUCGCAUCAAUAUUGAUGUUAUCACUACUGGUAGUGCUUGAGACUGCUCGGGUAAUCCAACUGAAACCCUUUCAUGAAGCGCUCAAUAGAACUAUCCAUUGUUUCAUUGAUGAUAAAGAUUGCGGAGUCGUUGCCCUAACGCAUAUCUACUUACUAGUGGGUUGUUCCAUUCCACUCUGGCUCCACCCAGACCCGUGUGAUAUCACGGACUCUGCGGGUAUCAAUCUAUUGAAACUUUCAAGCGGACUUUUAUCCGUCGGGAUUGGUGACACUAUGGCCAGCUUCAUUGGUUACUAUUUCGGUAAACAUCCCUGGCCUGGUACGAAGAAAUCUGUCGAGGGCACUUUGGCCAGUGUGAUUUCGCAGUUUGCAGCAGUCUACGCUCUGUACUGGCUGAACUACCUCAAUCUUAACACUCUGAAGUCAGCAACCGUUGGCUGUGCCAUUAUCAUUAACGCUCUAGUCGAAGCUAAAACCAACCAAGUGGACAAUCUGGUGCUGCCCAUUGUGACGUAUAUUAUUUUGGCUACAGUUUGAUUCAGUAAUGAGAAUAGAAUAAAUGUAAAAAGCACAUAGCUCUAACAAUGCGUUUCAGAAUGAUGAAAUUAUCACUUUCUCUAAUUAUUUUUUUUCCUACCACUCAUCAAUUCUGGCUGAACUAUUACUUCGUGCAGUUAUUAAUGAUCAAUAACCACUAAUCGUACUUCCACAGCCAGAACUUAUGUCUGAGUCCCAAAGAAUGAUAAAGAUGUGUAAUUAUUCUUGCCUAAACAUAAAAUCAUUAAAAUGACCAAAAACAUGAAAUGGUUGGGCCUACCACUACCAUGGAGCAGAGAACGCAGAAACAGAAGAAACGUGGACCACCAGUACCAUCCGUUUCAAAUGGGCAAUAUCAUUGGAAGCAUGUUAAGAAAAAUGCUUCUUGAUGAAAAAAACCAAGCGUUAUGUAAAGUAACUUCGCCAAUCUUUUGGACCAUUUUUCAGAGGCUGGAAAUGUACAACGGAAUCACAAAACCUUGGAAUAGAAGCGUUUUGAAGAAUUUAAUGUAACAAAUAAAAAUAUUUUAAAAUGA